AUGGACCCAACUCCCAAAAAUGACGUCCCAAGUCGCAGUGACUCUCAAUAUGGAGGGGACCAGGUUCCAGAAGCGAGCGAAUACCGCGCAUCACGACCUGGUAAGGUCCGACUGAAAUCUAGACAUUCAUCCAGUGAGAGAUCUCGCGACAAGAAGCGACCGCGCGAGGGAGAUGACCACUAUGAGAGCAGCCGACACCGACAUCGACAUCGACAUCGACGUCGACGCCAUCACAAAGAUCAUGAACCCACGGAGUAUCGCUCACCUCCUGUUUCACCCACUACGGCAUUUCGUGAGUCAUUAUUCGAUGCACUCGCUGACGACGAAGGAGCAGAUUAUUGGCAAGCGGUGUAUGGGCAGCCGAUACAUACAUAUGCUCGGCCAGGUGACCAAGACGAAAGAGGAGAAUUGGAAAAGAUGACAGAUGAUGAAUAUGCUGCUUAUGUUAGGGCACGCAUGUGGGAAAAAACGCAUCAAGGGCUGCUGGAAGAAAGGGAACGGCGCCGGCAAGCUCGCGAAGCUGGAAGAGAACGAGAAAAAGAAUACCGAGGCUCCUCAGGAAGAGGGGAAACGGAACGUGAAGCAUUUGACAGAAUGGUUGAGGAGAGCUUAAAACGUGGCAAUGAAAGAAAGGCAAAGAAGGAGAAAACAAACGCCUGGCUUGAUAUCUGGAAGCGCUAUCUUGACUGCUGGGAAGAUUUAAAUACACGGGUUCAAGGAGGACAGCCCAUGUCCAGCAGCGGGGAUUUGCUCCGUGAUAUUCUUGUCUGGCCUGUUAAAUCUGGUCAACAGAAAGAUGUGAAUCUAGAUUCAGUGGAGGAAUUUUUGCGCAAUGCGCCUGUUCCGCAGACGAGUACUGAAGUUUCUAGCUCCAAGCUGUCCAAGCACUCAAACCUUCUAGCUGUUUUGAAGCUAGAGCGUGUGAGAUGGCAUCCUGACAAAAUACGACAUAGAUAUGGGCCCCUGGGGGUUGAUGAAGACAUGGUUAAGGCUGCUACUGAAGUAUUUCAGAUUCUAGACCGAAUUUGGGUAGAAGGGCAAGCCAAGAGAUGA
Arthroderma uncinatum is the source of this 1053-nucleotide messenger RNA. RefSeq lists its product as uncharacterized. The record is from RefSeq and is a predicted model, not a curated record. Bases 1 to 1053 code for a protein of 350 amino acids. Lineage: Eukaryota; Fungi; Ascomycota; Eurotiomycetes; Onygenales; Arthrodermataceae. Gene Ontology annotation, biological process: canonical NF-kappaB signal transduction. The transcript has a single exon.